Messenger RNA from Caenorhabditis elegans, 2871 nucleotides. RefSeq names its product Beta-lactamase-related domain-containing protein (gene lact-7). The record is from RefSeq and is marked reviewed. NCBI's taxonomy places the organism in Eukaryota, Metazoa, Nematoda, Chromadorea, Rhabditida, Rhabditidae. The coding region runs from base 154 to 2580 and encodes 808 amino acids. The transcript is spliced from 16 exons.
CGUGUGUUGCUGAAGAAAGUGCGAGAGAGCUCUAGCGUCCGUCCGCCUACCGUACGGACGCCGCGGCGGCAACGGGUGCGGUCUUUGGCAUAAAGACGGCGCGGCGGCUCAACGUGUGUUGCUUCGGUUUUCCACCAUUUGGUUUCUACGAGAAUGCGACUGCCGCUCCUGCCAUUAUCACCUACCAUUGGAGUGUUGAUUUUUGUUUUUUUAUCGAUUAAGGCAGGGACUGCAGAACAAUUAGACUUAAACGCACACUACCAUGGCUUUGCGAGUAGUAAACGAAUUAAUGCAUAUCCUUAUACAGCCCCCGAACGAGUAGUAGAGAAAGCAAUUUCUCGAAAGCAUAAAAAGCCACAAGCAACAUCGCCACGUCAACCACAUGAAGCCUCAUCUACAGUACCAAGUGGUGCAGCGGCAGAUCCAGCAAACACUGCAGCAGAUUUUGGCAUGCAAGGAGGUAUGCAAGGAGGACCAAUGAAUCCAGGGAUGAUGUCAAACAGACUUCCACCUUUGCAAACAGUACACCCACCUGCACCAAAUGAAAAAGACUGGGUUCUGACUGCAGGAAACGAGAGUUUGGUUGACAAUGUUUUGGCGAUUUCUUUACAGUAUGGAGGAAGACUGGUAUCAAUGGGAUAUUAUUUACGCGGUCAAGACGUGAACUAUUAUGCUAUCAUGCACAAGUACACAGGACCAGUCUUCAUCAAGCCAGCACCAAUGACAUUUGAUGAGCUCAUCAAAGCCGUCAGAGAAAACGAAGCUCGAGACUUGGCACUAACACAAGUUUGCGGGCAAGAAGGAAAGCCCGGUGAAAUCACAUUUACCACUUAUUGGGAACGCGUUCCAGGAGUCGAAUUUCAUAUUUGGUUUCCUGGACAACCACAUGCAGACGAGCAGAAAGAGCAUUUCGAAAAUAAUGGCUAUCGUUUGACGUACCUCUGUGGUUACUCGGAGGCUGGCAAAGGGAAGUAUGUUGGAGUGUGGCAGAAACCUGUGAAAUCAGAAGCACAAUAUGAAGCUCACUAUGGGCUCACGAUGGAAGCAUGUAUGCAAAAAGAUAAAAUCCUUGUACAAAAGGGUUUUGUGGCCACUUCUCUUCGAGUUUUCAACAAUAAGAAUCAAGUGCUUUGUACUGGAAUUUGGGAAAAUCGAAACGGUAGAAGUAGUGUACAAGUGGGACAAAACUUAGAAACUAUGUACAGGAAUAUGCAGCGCAACCCUAACAUGAUUCCAAGACAAAUGUCUCACUACUUUGAUAAUUAUCAAAACAUUGUAUACGUUGUAUUAUGGAGUGAUGUUGAUAUUAACCGAUAUCCAAACCCGGCACCACUUUGGGAUGAAGCCCCGAUCCCAGUUCGAUUCCUAAAAGGAACGCCUGAACUGCUCUCCGAUGAUCAGAUGGAGUUUCUCAUCAAACGUGUUGAGCACUUCAUGAAAGAUCUGAAUAUUCCUGGUUUGUCCAUUGCAAUCGCCAAAAAAGAGCAACUCAAAUUUGCGGCAGGUUUCGGCUACACUGACAUUCGACAACAAGAGCCCGUCACUCCAAAUCAUCAAUUCCGAGUGGGCUCUGUAUCCAAACCUGUUACCGCAGCGGCUAUCAUGUUGCUUAUCGAUAAAGGCCACUUCACACUCGAUUCCAAGCUGUUCGGCAAGGAUUCAAUAUUUGGCAGCGAGUUUAGCAAAAAGUAUCAAUAUCCAAGAUAUGUAACGGAAAUCACAGUUCGCCAUUUAUUGGAACAUACUGCAGGUGGCUGGGAUAACUUGCAAUCUGACGCUGCUUGGGUUCAACCUGAAAUGACCACUAAAGAGCUCAUCGAGUAUGUGCUCACUAAUGUGCCCCUUGAGUAUAAGCCAGGGACAAUGUGGAUUUAUUCUAAUUUCGGAUACCAGUUGUUGGGAUAUCUUAUUGAAACGACCACCGGCAUGUCCUACGAGGCGUUUGUCAAGAAGAAUAUAUUCGCACCAUCUGGCGUUUACGAUAUUCAAGUGGCGAGACCGAGCAUCAGCGAGCGGGCACCACGAGAAGUUAUGUAUUACAUGUCUGGAAAUGGACUGGGUUUCAAUCCAUACGAGAUGCUUCCACCUGAGAGAAUCGGUCCAUGGGGUGGAUGGAUUGCGAGUCCUAUUCAGCUGCUUAUGUUUAUGAGCCGAAUCGAUGGGUUCUCAAACCGUGAAGAUAUUUUGAGCGACGUGGCCAUUGCCGAACUUGCCACACCAUCUCCUGCCUCAAACGAUACCUAUGGAUUGGGCUGGUCUUUGAACAUCAUGGGAUUCAACGGCUGGCAGCAUGACGGGCGGAUGCCGGGUAGUGCUGCUAUGUUGGUCAGGCUGGAUAAUGGAUUGGAAAUGGCAGUCACUGUUAACAAGGAAUACUCGGAACGCGAUUUCUUCCAUGAACUCGGCUAUGUCCUCCAUCACGUUGGAAAUAACUGCGACUGGUGGAAUGAUGACUACGACCUCUUCCAAAAAUCGAGACGAUCGUCUCGUAGUGCAACAUCAACGAAACGGCAUUUAUUCAAUGCACAAAGAACGACUAUUCACAAUACAACAAAUCCACAUGUUAUUCGCUUUGUUUAGAACAUAUUUAUUGUUCCCCCUUGUUUGUCAUAUUUUCUCACUGCAAAAAGUAUUAAACCCGCAUCGUAUUUUGUACUGAACCAGUAUUUUCAUGCGUGAUUGCUAUAUUUUCAUUCUUAACUUAUUUUUAGCUUCUAUUUUGCUUUUGUCUUCAUAUUUUUAUUUAUUUAUGUCUAUCUAUCAUAUUAUUUUGCUUCUUGCGGGUUGAGCUAUUAUGUAUUAUUUGGAAGAGUAUGACAGUCUAUGUAUUAAAACUGAUAUUGAUUAUUGAUAAUAAAAAAUUGCAAAGAA